CGGGGGGGUUGGUGGUGCGAUGAGACUUCAUUAAAGAACAGCAACUUUUUUCUUGAGUUGCGACGUCAGGUCCACAACCGGGAGACUGAGAGCAAGGUAAUGCGUUUUGUGAAUCUCGCCGUCAAUAUUCCUGUUGAAUUGGAUGGGAAUGAAAACACCCUCUUUAACCUGACUACUGUGAGCGGAAAAGAGUGAAAAGAAGUGCGGGCUUCUGGAAGGCUGGUGCUGCCUGACCAAAACCUUGGUGAAUGGGGCAUGUUUUAAAAGAGGGGAGAGUUGGAGAAGCUUAUGGAGGGAAUUCCAGAGCCUAUCGGCCUUGGCAACUGAAGAAUUGAUAACACUGGAGGAAGCAUUAACUAUCCAUCCCCAGAUGUUGUGAAGAAUAUAAUUUAUUUGGCAAUGAUCAUUCAGAAGCAUUGGAAACAAGACAUUCUUUCAAAGCCGAGAAUCACGCUGAGCACGUGGUGGGCCAAAGCAUCAGGACAGACUGGGAAGACUGAUCCCCACUUCCUUUUAUACUGUAUUUGAGUGGGAAGUAAAAAGCCAGACACAGAAUGCGACUGAACCAAGAACAGUGCUUUUUAGCCAGACAGGAAGUGAAAAACUGUCUUACAGGAAACCCUUAAUAGCUAUGCUCUAAGUUUGAACUUCCAGCUUCUUUCUGAAAAAGAAAAAUUCAGAAUUAUAACAAUGCCAUCAAAGGGGAAAUACUUCAUUAAUGAAAAUGAAGCUCGUAAAACUUCAGACUCACUCUAUGAGACUUACUGCUGUAUGAGCCAGCAAUUUCCACUUGUUCUCCUCUUCCUAGUGAUUAUUACUGGGGCUUGUGUAGCUCUGAUUGCUCUUUUCUUUUCCAUUGAACCGGUUGUUCCGACGCACCUUCUCUUUUUAAUUACAUUAUGCACUGCUUUGGGCAUAUUUAUAGUGAUUUUUAUUCUUGUCUGCGUUGAGCCGUUAUUUCAAAGAUGGAUGAAGAUAUUUGCAUUAGUCAUUUGGGUUUGCCUUCUUACCAUGGGGUACGUUUUCAUCUUUGCUGGUGGAAUUAUCACCGCUUGGGACCAGGUGCCAUUCUUUUUGUACAUUGUCUUUGUUUUGUAUACAAUGCUGCCAUUAUGUAUGCGGGAUGCCAUCAUUGCCAGUGUCCUGUCAUCCGUCUCUCAUAUUGUUACCCUCAGUAUUUAUUUCUCAUUUGCAUCGACAUCAAUAAAUUCCUUAGUUUGUCAGUUGGUUUCCAACGUUGUGAUAUUUUUGUGUGGUUGCUUGGUUGGCUUUUUUCAUAAGCUUUCAAUGGAACGUGCCUUAGAGCAAACUUAUGAGGACACUUUAAGCUGCAUCGAAAUAAGAAUGCAGUUGGAUAUUAAGAAAAAACAACAGGAAAGCCUGCUGUUAUCAGUGUUGCCAGGUCAUAUAUCUAUGGAAAUGAAACUAGCUAUUAUUGAACGUUUGAAAGAAAGUAACUAUUAUCCACACAAGCGUGAUAAUUUCCACAGCUUGUAUGUGAAGAGGCACCAGAAUGUAAGCAUCCUGUAUGCAGAUAUUGUGGGCUUUACCCGUCUGGCUAGUGACUGCUCACCCAAGGAACUAGUUGUCAUGUUGAAUGAACUGUUUGGGAAGUUUGACCAGAUUGCUAAGGAGAAUGAAUGCAUGAGGAUAAAAAUACUGGGUGAUUGCUAUUACUGCGUCUCAGGUCUUCCUGUAUCUUUACCAAAACAUGCAAAGAAUUGUGUGAAAAUGGGGCUUGACAUGUGCGAAGCUAUCAAGCAAGUUCGGGAUGCAACAGGAGUAGACAUCAGUAUGCGAGUUGGCGUUCAUUCUGGUAACGUACUAUGUGGUGUAAUUGGACUUCGGAAAUGGCAGUAUGAUGUUUGGUCACAUGAUGUUACCUUAGCCAAUCACAUGGAAUCUGGAGGCGUGCCUGGUCGUGUGCAUAUCACAGACGCAACACUGAAUCAUUUGCAUAAAGCAUAUGAUGUUGAAGAAGGAAAUGGGCACCAAAGAAAUGCCUACCUCAAUGAGCUGAAGCUGAAAACAUAUUUGGUUAUUGAUCCAAGGACAAAACAGCAAAGCCUGAAGACUCGGCACCUCCCAAAGCCAAGGCAAGGUAAUGACGGGCUGAAAAUGAGGGCAUCUGUCCGUAUGACACGAUACUUGGAAUCAUGGGGUGCAGCAAAACCAUUUGCCCAUUUUCAGCAACGAGAAAGUGUUAGCAGUGAAAUUGCAGCACCAAAUGGGAAGAUCAGGAAGGAAAUUCCCAUGCACUCCCUCCGACUUCAUCGGACAUUAGAUAGAAACAAAUCCCAAAAAAGAAGAUUUGAAGAGGAACUGCAUGAGAAAAUGAUAACAACAAUUGAUGGGAUAACUUCUUACAAGCAAUGGGUUAAAUGUGAUGCCUUUGCUCAUAUGUUGUUGUCAUUCAGUGAAAAAGGAUUAGAAAAACAAUAUCGUUCAGUCUGCCUUCCUUCCUUGAAGUAUUACGUUGGAUGUGCCUUUUUGAUAUUCCUUUGCAUAUUUCUGAUCCACAUGCUCGUUAUACCACUGAAUAUUCUACUGGGAAUAUCGUUUGGAACCGCUGCAAUUAUUCUUCUGAUAACUCUCUUCAUUUGUUUUGCUGGUCACCUAAAUCGCUGGGUGAACAGCUCAACUUCAAACUUGUUCAUUGCCAUCUCUGAAACUGUUACAAAGAACCCAAUAGUACGGCUACCAUUGACAUUUGUCGUCAUAACUGUUGUAUUAGUCAUUUCAGUUUUCAACUUGCACUCCAUAACAAAUGCCAAUCAAACAGUGCACAAUAAGACUAAUGCUGCAGCGGAAGGGAAUUACUGCCUUGCUUAUUACGUAUGCUGUUGUAUCCUGGGACUCAUCACUUGCUCAACCUUCCUCAGAGUUAGCUUUGAGUUGAAAGCAUUCCUAUUAAUUGUUGCCUGUGUGAUUUAUAACAUCAUUCUCUUAAAGACCCAUGCUCCUUUGUUUGAUGCCUACGAGAAUUUUCUGAAGAACAGCAGUGGCAGCAGAACUCCUGUGAAAAACCCCAAGAUUAUGGGUAGCUUUUACCUCCUCCUAUUUGGAUUCACUCUACUGUUUUUAGCAAAACAGAAUGAAUAUUGCUGUCGACUAGACUUUCUAUGGAAGAAUAAAUUUAAAAAAGAGAGGGAAGAAAUUGAGACGAUGGAGAACCUCAAUCGCUUGUUAUUGGAAAACGUGUUGCCAAGACAUGUUGCUGAACACUUCAUUGGUGAAAAUAAAAAGAAUGAGGAUUUGUAUCAUCAGUCUUAUGACUGUGUUUGUAUCAUGUUUGCGUCAAUUCCUGAUUUCAAAGAAUUUUACACAGAAUGCGAUGUAAACAAAGAAGGACUCGAGUGCCUGAGAUUAUUAAAUGAAAUAAUAGCGGAUUUUGAUGAGCUUUUGUCAAAACCGAAAUUCAGUGGCGUUGAAAAGAUAAAAACUAUUGGGAGCACCUACAUGGCUGCUGCAGGUCUUAGUAUUGGCACGGGUCAAGAAAAUAAACAGGAUAGUGAAAAGCCUUGUGCUCACAUUGGCAUCAUGGUGGAGUUUGCCACUGCGUUAAUGAGUAAACUGGAUGGCAUCAACAGACAUUCUUUCAAUAAUUUUAAGCUGCGUAUCGGCAUAAACCAUGGACCUGUGAUUGCUGGUGUCAUUGGAGCACAGAAGCCUCAGUAUGAUAUAUGGGGGAAUGCUGUUAAUGUUGCUAGCAGAAUGGAGAGCACUGGUGAACUUGGCAAAAUCCAGGUGACAGAAGAAACCUGCAAUGUUUUGCGACGACUAGGUUAUUCUUGUGAAUCUCGAGGACUUAUCAGUGUGAAAGGCAAAGGGGAUCUACAGACUUACUUUCUGUGCACAGACAUUACCAAGUUGCACUGAAUCAAAAACAGACUAUGCAGUUGCAACAGCAGCAACAUCAAGAAGCAAUAUUUUCAAUCCACUUAAAAGAUUGUUUGCCAAUACACAGUUGGCAUUUAUAUAAAAUAAAGUGACAGCAAAAAAGUUAUAUUUUGCAAAUAUGAAAUUGAAAAACACAUGAGUGGAACUGAGAUGAUUAUUUUUAUUUAAAAUGCUGGAGUAAAAAUUUGUUUAUGACUGCACAGUUACGAGCUGCAUGCUGUUUCUGUUCAGUGAAAACAAUCAUAUUCCUCUGUCCCCUGUAUUAUAGCUUAUAGUACAAGGGUUAAACUUUGAAAUUAUAUACAGUACCAUUGCAAUUUUAUGUAUGUUGUACAGUAGUUCUUUGUAAUGUGUAUGUUUUAGGGCUGAAUUAUAAUUUGACAAUAUAUUAUAGAGAUAGAUUGUCCAGGAAACUAUAAAUGUCAUUAGCAAUGAGAAAACAUCCGUAUACUUUUUGGACUUUGAAAAUGAACAAAUGUAUGGUCAACAGGAUUGUACCUGACUGAUCAGCACAGUGGUUACUUCAUAUAAAACCUGCUCAUUUGCGUUCACUUUAAGUAGCUUUAAGAAUUUUGACUGCUUUAAACUGUGCUGUCACAGUAAGUGGAUUCUACAGUGUUUACUAUAAAAUUCAAGGCUGUCCUCACCUAUAUUCAAUUUCAAAUCUUAUUUACCAAUGACGAUAGCUUCCGCUGUGUUCCUAAAGGUCACCAGAGACUUGGUUGCUGAGCAAAACUACUCUACCAUAAGUUACACUUUCAUAAUGUUGCUGUGUCUUAAAUUUAUGUCAUGCUUUAAAAGAAAAUGUCUCCCAGAAUUCAAAAACAGCAAGCUACUUAAAUAACUCUCCGUCAGCUCUUGAUGUUAGUGCAAUGUUGCUCUCUCACUUAAUUACUGUGUAAUUUCUUUACCAGCAUCGGUAUCCAAAAUUGUUUCAUGACUGAAACAGUAUUCUAGAAUUUAACAUAAUUUGUGAUCUGUCAACCGUAGAAUUGAUUUUCUUUUUAAUAUAUGUAAUUAUUCAGCUUUAGAGUGGAGUCAUGGGUUUUAAAAAAUGUAUUAUUUAAGCAUGAUUCUGAAUUACUGUACAUCACAGCUGUCUUAACUAUUAAGCAGCUAAAGGUACUAAAAUAUACUUGACCCAAUCAUGGUACUCCACAAGUCUGGUACAGUCUUUCUCUUUUGUUGCUGUGCCACAGAUAGUUUUUUUUUACUUAUUUGUUGAGGAAGAGCUUUAAACUGAUGAGCGCUGUAUAUUUUUUAAAUUGUAGAUUUUGAGAACAGUAUCUUCAACUUAAGUGCUUUAUUACCCUGCAUUUUAACACCAUUUCAUUAUUUACGAUUUUAUGUGGACUAAAUGGACAUCUCAACUGAAUUGAUACUGUGGUUAGAGUUGGACCUAAACAAGACUAGUAAAGCACAUAGAGAACAAAACUUUAUGAAUUUGUUAAUAUUUUUCUACUAUCGACAGAAAAAAGGGAAAACCUUCUUUGGAAAGCUGUGUCAUGUCAUAGGUUGUUUAUAGCUGAUGAAAUAUGCACAUUUCUGAAUGCUAGUGAAGUAUUGAAACAAAAAAUAUUUUCUUUCUAGUAAUUUUGAAGCAAAUAGAUUACAAUAAAUUAUGUCUCUAAUGGUA
Messenger RNA from Carcharodon carcharias (great white shark), 5536 nucleotides. RefSeq names its product adenylate cyclase 7 (gene adcy7). Bases 691 to 3879 code for a protein of 1062 amino acids. Gene Ontology annotation, biological process: cAMP biosynthetic process; adenylate cyclase-activating G protein-coupled receptor signaling pathway; adenylate cyclase-inhibiting G protein-coupled receptor signaling pathway. Lineage: Eukaryota; Metazoa; Chordata; Chondrichthyes; Lamniformes; Lamnidae. Gene Ontology annotation, molecular function: adenylate cyclase activity. Gene Ontology annotation, cellular component: plasma membrane. The record is from RefSeq and is a predicted model, not a curated record. The transcript is spliced from 27 exons.